AUGGCUGACGGAUUCUCACAGGCAACUCGCAAACCCGUGCUUGUCAGCCUGCAUACCUCGGCAGGCACUGGCAACGGAAUGGGCAACAUCAUGACAGCGUUUCUCAACAAAACGCCACUCGUAAUCAUCGCAGGACAGCAAACUCGGGAUAUGCUCAUCGGAGAGCCCAUGCUCACAAACAGAGACGCGGCAACGAUGCCAAAGCCAUGGGUCAAGUGGUCAUUCCAGCCAGACCGCGCACAAGACGUCCCUGCAGCCUUGAUCAGAGCAAUCGCAACGGCCACCAUGCCACCAGCUGGCCCUGUCUAUCUGUCCAUCCCCAUGGACGACUGGGAUGCCCCCAUGCCAUCCAUUCCGGCAGUCAGAACCGUGUCCACCAGGAUAGCGCCGGAUCCCAAGAGUCUUUCUCUGUUUGCAAGUCGUAUCCAGAAAGCCAGCAGCUUCGCGCUGAUUCUAGGCCAAGAAGUUGAUCGGAGCUUGGGUUGGGAGGCUGCCGUGAAGCUGGCAGAGUUUCUCAAUUCGCCCGUUUUUCAGGCUCCUCUAUCCGAGCGAGCUGUAUUCCCAGAGAGACACAGGCUAUUCUGCGGCUCACUCCCCAUGGCCAAGGGACCCCUCGCCAAGGCACUGCAAGGGUUUGAUGUUGUCUUUGUGGUAGGCGCCGAAGUCUGGAGAUACUACCCCUAUAUUCCUGGCCGCACUGUUCCGGACGGCCUCAAGGUCCUGCACGUCACCAACGACCCUCAUGAUGCCGCGACGGCCUUGGUAGGCGAUAGCCUGCUUUCCGACGCCAACUUGGCACUGGAAGGUCUGUACGCACUGCUUUAUCAGAAUCGCCCGCCGCAAUUUUCUGCGCCCCCUUGGCAGGUAAAACCAGCAGCAGUGCCGUCUCACGAGGUCCCAACAGCGCCAGGAAUGUCGGCCAUGGAAGCAUGGUCGUCGGUUGCCAAGCUGCGACCGCCCAAUGCCAUCCUUGUACAAGAGUCUCCGUCCAACGGCAUGGAGCUUGUACAAGUCUGGCCGGCAGAGCAGGCAGAAUCAUACUUUACCUUUGCCAGCGGUGGUCUUGGCUGGAACGCACCGGCAGCCGUGGGCAUCGCCCUGGCACAAAAGUUCAAGGCCACUGGACGACCAACUAUACUCGCCAUCGGCGAUGGAAGUCUACAUUACUCGGUGCAGAGCAUUUAUACCGCCGUCCAGCACAGCGUCAAGCUUGUCUUUUUGGUCCCUGUUAAUCAGCAGUAUGCCAUCUUGAAGCAGUUUGCUAUAUUGGAACAGACGCCCAAUGUGCCUGCUUUGGACUUGCCUGGGCUGGAUGCCAGUGCCGUUGCGAAAGCCUAUGGCUGUGCGGCAUUUCGUGCAGAGACAGAGGAGGAAUUACAGUCGUGCUUUAGCAAGGCGCUCAGCAUGGAAGGUCCUGUUCUCAUCGAGUUUCCUGUUCAUCAGAGGAUAACUUCUCUAAUUUAA
Messenger RNA from Metarhizium robertsii ARSEF 23, 1464 nucleotides. RefSeq names its product benzoylformate decarboxylase. The coding region runs from base 1 to 1464 and encodes 487 amino acids. The transcript has a single exon. Lineage: Eukaryota; Fungi; Ascomycota; Sordariomycetes; Hypocreales; Clavicipitaceae. Gene Ontology annotation, molecular function: magnesium ion binding; thiamine pyrophosphate binding; flavin adenine dinucleotide binding. The record is from RefSeq and is a predicted model, not a curated record.